Anopheles arabiensis is the source of this 2932-nucleotide messenger RNA. RefSeq lists its product as uncharacterized. The transcript is spliced from 5 exons. NCBI's taxonomy places the organism in Eukaryota, Metazoa, Arthropoda, Insecta, Diptera, Culicidae. The record is from RefSeq and is a predicted model, not a curated record. The coding region runs from base 909 to 2657 and encodes 582 amino acids.
UUGCACUUCUCUCUCUCUUUGCGUGUGUGUUAUGUGUCCUCGGAAGUGUGUGCUGCAACGCGCUGCAACCCACUGUAGCUGUCUCGCUUUUUCUCACCCUCGGCACUUUUGGAAGCUUCCUUAUUGCCAGACACGACCUACACAGCCAGUUCGCUUUAUUAUUUUUCUUCGCUUGCUGUCUGCUGCUGCUGCUGUUGUCGCUUCUGCUGUCGAGAUGGCUCCACAGGAGUGGAUCCAUCAAGCGGAGCUGUCAGUGUGUUAUGACAGCGGGCAGUGCUAUAAAAUGGAGUUGCGUUUGUUUUUCAUUUGCUUCUUUAUGUAAAAUGAAACAAAUUUCAUAUUCUCUUACCAAUGUAUUUUCCUGGUAUGUUUGGUAAUUUUUGUACCUUAACGAUCGUAAAACAAAAGAAUUUAAAAUUUUCAAAUGGAUUUGAAACGGAUCUAACCAUCAAUUCAAUUGAUCAAUUGUGCGCAACGGUCAGUUUAAAUCGGUCGCAUAAAUGUGGAGCAAUAUCAAUUUCACUUCGAAAGAAACAACGUUCUUUAUUUUGUUCGAUUAGUUUUACAAAAAAAAACUUUUGUUUAUUUACAGUGCACAUUGAUGCUACAGUACUGUACGAUUUUAUGGCAGCACUCAACCAUUUGUCACCUUGUUCUACCAGGCACUGUGGCCAGAUGUUUUUGGCGGUUAUUGGAAGGAUCAUCAACAUUUUUUCGUAUUUUGAAAAAUCAUGUGAUUUUCGGUAGGAUAAAUUUAAAAUCAAUAAUUUGAGGGCGCUUUGAAUCGGUAGAUCAAAUCAAAAAUCGGUAGGAAUGCAAAUAAAUCGAUAUUUCUGGUCACUCUAAACGUCAGCAUAGCACCGAUGUAAACAAAUCCAAACUGCCGGCAUAACUUGUAGCCUAUGUAAAUGCCUAUUUUGGAGCGGUUUUUCGUAUUGUCCACGGAAAGUAUUGUCCAAAAGAAAGAAUAUUCAAUGAACUGGCUUCCCAAACGGUCCGGCAUCGAGUCGAGAUACAUACUGAAGAUUCUCACCUCAAAGCGACUGCUGGUGGAUCAUCUGGAGGUGGCCGAGGUGUGCUUUCGCCUUGCCCUAAGUGCAGACCGGAGCACCACCACCACCACCCGACUGCCCUUCAAAGCGGUUUGUGCGGGAUGCAUUGCGGCCGUAGCGGCUUCCGCGCGAUUCGCCCGUUCCCAUGUAAGGCCGAUUGUGGCAGCCUCCGUCGUGAGCGGCACCGUCCUGCUGCUCGGUGCAGUGGCGUACGAGAAGCUGCAUUACUAUCGUGACCUCGGCACGAUUACCAACCUGCUACGGGCGAUCGAACAGUAUGAUACGGCCGCAAAGCGAAUGCUAAUAUUCAUAAACGAUGUAUUCUACGGCAACGAACGGAUCAGCUCGGUAAGGCGAGGUACCACCGAAAAUGAGCUGCUGGAGGCGUGCAUGGAAAGCUGCACCAAAGCGAUCUACGAGCUGUACGACAGCGUGAGAGUGUUGGAAGAGCGAACCGAGCUACGGGAAGAGUACGGCGAUGCGUACGACCCGGUGGAGUCGUUUGAGGACUGCGAAAUAUUUAAGCAAACGGCCACCAAUCAUAGCAAUGCUAAGCAAUUGUACAAUAUUUUCCUGUACAUGCAGUCACACUGCCUGCUGCGACUGUCGCUGGCAAUGGCGAGCGGUACGGCGGUGGCGGAAAUACGACCGGAAUGCAAUCGUCUCACCGGCUGCCUCACACGCCGAGCGGAGGAUCUUACGCGACAGCUCAGGCUAAACAGUGUAUCACAAGCUGAUUGCUUUCGGCACCUGGGCAAGGCAAAGGAACCGACCGCCAAGGAGCUGGCGGCACUGAAGCACCAAUCGCUCGAGCUGACGGUCAAGCUGGCGGCGAACGUGAACCACAUGCUGGCGUUGGACAAGGCAGUGCAGUCGGUCGCCAGCACCGCCUCGACAUCCGAUCGGCAGCAGCUCGAGGAGGCUGCCUCCCAGCUGGCCACGAUGCAAUCCCUCCUUCUCACCCGCACCGACGAAUGCGAACGGUUGCUAAUUACGGCCAAGAAGCUGCUCAACAACGCGCCCGAGGAGCAGGCGACUGGUGCGUCGGACGAGGAGGAGCUGGACGCGGUGCCCCUUCCGGACACGCUCGGCGAACCGCUUGCCUUGGCGCCAAACUCUGCGCUCGACUGGCAGGAUGAAUUUUUCGUCAACACCGGUGCGGAGGGGGACGACGAGUUGAACGAAGGCGCGGCCGGCACAAUGCUGGAGCAGCUGCAGGCGGAGGACGAGCUGGUCGCGAAGCGGCUGAUGCGCAAGCAGUUUCAGCCGAUACUGCGCCAGCUACGCGAACGGCUCGUACCGGUCGAGCAGUCGUUUAGGGAGCGCGAACGGGCGGCUAUGAAGCGGAAGGGCAUCGUACUGCCCGAGGCCGAUGAGGUGGGCCCGCCCGAACUGGAGGAGAGCAUGAGGAAAGCCUUCGCGAACGGUGAAACGGACGACGAGUCGACGGACAGUGACGGUUCGGCGGGCACGUUCCGGCUCAAGCGCAGGACCCAGACCCGGUACGACGAGGAUCGUGAUUUUCUCGCCAGCAAACCCCAGUUCAGUUUGCUGGCAGUCACGCUGCCGACGGGUGUCCAGAUGGAGGAGAGCAUCUUGGAGUAACGGUUACGGGGGGGAGGGAGGGAGGUAUAUAAGCUUAGUUAUUUAUUGUUGAAUCCGGAGCCAAUUCCUGAAUCAGAUUUUGCUCCACAAUCGGAAUCGAUCUAGAAAUUGCGAUUUGCUCCGAUAACGGAAUAAGCAUUGACUCCAGAAAUGGAAUUAGCUUGGGAAUUAGUUCUUGAAUUGAAAUAAGAAGAUUCAGAAGCGAAAUCACUCCAGGAAUAUCCAGGAGAAUGGAUUGUUUACAAGUAAAUUUGGAUUCUUUGCGGCUAUUAAUA